ACUUUGACUAACUGGACCAGUGGAAACGAAAAAGUUGAUUAUUUUAUUCAAGAAAAGCAAUCACUAUGGAUUAAUGAUCCACUUGACGUAGUAUUUGAGUGGAUACCAUACAAUCAAUUUUGUGAUGUUAAAGAGUUAGAUAUUGAUGACUUUUCUAUAGCAUUGUAUUCAGCUAAAUGGAACAAUGGUCCAUUAUAUUGGAGAAGUUGGCCUAAAAUAUAUACAAGAGAAUCAGACAUGAAAGUUAUUAUAAAACAUUUAUAUAAUUUACAAAAUAUUGAUGAAUUUUUAAAUGAGGUUAAAGCACAUUCAAUCAAUUUUACAGUAUAUGGAAUAUCUCAAAAUCCAGAUACAAAUGAUUAUAUUUUAGUUUGGAAAGAUAAAUAUGGAGAAUGUUGUAAAAAAUGUAACAAUGUUUAUACAGAUGUGGAUGAUCAAUGGUGCAAAGAAUGCCAAAUAAAUUAUUUAAAAAAUAAUUUUAUUAAUUGGUCUAGCAAAAAUGAAACAAUUGAUAAUUUUAUUCAACAAAGGCAAUUAGAGGCUAACGCUAACGGCCGAUUGGAUAUAAUAUUGGAAUGGAUACCAUACAAUCAAUUUUUUGACAUUAAAGAAAUAGGUAAAGGAGGUUUUGCCACUAUAUAUUCAGCAACAUGGAAAGGUGGUCCGUUAAAUUAUAGUGUUCAUAAAAGCAAAUAUGCGAGAAUUUUAGAUAAAAUAGUUGCUUUAAAAUGCUUACAUAAUUCUCAAAAUAUUACUGAUGAGUUUUUAAAUGAGAUUAAAGAAUAUUCAAUAGAUAACCAUGGUAAUAAUAUUGCUAAGAUAUAUGGCUUAUCCCAAAAUCCUGAUACAAAAGAAUAUAUUAUAAUUCUUGAUUAUGCAGAAGGAGGAAGUCUUAAUAAUUGGUUAAGCAAAAAUUAUAAAUAUUUUUCUUGGUUCGCUAAAUUAAAUACGUUACUUAAUAUCAGUAAUGGACUUAAAGAGGUUCAUCAAAAACAGAGAGUUCAUCGUGAUUUACAUACAGGGAAUAUAUUAUUUUUUGUGAAUAACAUAAAUAUCUUCGAUGAUAAUAUAAUAUCAAUUUCUGAUAUGGGAUUAUGUGGAGAAGUUGAUAAUAUAGACAAAUCAAAUAUUUAUGGAGUUAUGCCUUAUGUAGCCCCUGAAGUAUUAAGAGGAAAUCCUUAUACUCAAGCAGCAGACAUAUAUAGCUUUGGUAUGAUUAUGUAUUUUGUAUCAACAGGAAGACAACCAUUUGCUAAAUAUGCUCAUGAUGAGAUUCUAGCAUUAGAUAUAUGUAAUGAAAUUAGACCUGAAAUUAGUGAGCCAGAAGCACCAAAAUGUUAUAUUGAUUUAAUGGAAAAGUGCUGGGAUUCAAAUCCAGAAAAUAGACCAGAUUCAUUAACAUUAUACAAAUCGAUUUUACAAUUUCGUAAGUCAUAUAGAGGAGAAAUUUUUGAUACAGGAAGUGGAAUUUUCGAGGGGCAACUUAAUAAGUCAUAUAAUUCAUAUAGAGGAAAAAAUUUAGGUACAGAAACAUAUGGUAUUGGGGAGAAAUUAAUUGCGCCACAUAAUAAAAAAAGUUUAGGUAUAGCAACAUAUGAUCAAUCGAAAAAAUUUUUAGAUAUAGGUAAUAUAUAUGGUGAUGAAACUGAGAAGUACUAUGAUAAUGAAAUUGGUGAGCAGUUUGAAAGGUCACAUAAUGGAGAGAUUUUCGGUGCAGGGACAUAUGGUGAAAUUGAGAAGUAUGAUAGUAAUGAAAUUGAGAAGCAAUUCAUAAAAGCAGAAGAAUACAGAAUAGGAACUCUUUCAUUUGAAGAAGAUAAUCAACUUAGUAAUCAAUCAGAUACCCAUCCACAAGCAAUUUAUACAUCCCGAUUACUUAAUUCUUUUACCCAAGAACUAAAAUUUGAUGACAAUCCUUCUGAAGCUUUAGAAUGUGAGAUAAAAUAA
This is a messenger RNA of Rhizophagus irregularis DAOM 181602=DAOM 197198, 1947 nucleotides long. RefSeq lists its product as uncharacterized. The record is from RefSeq and is a predicted model, not a curated record. Gene Ontology annotation, molecular function: ATP binding; protein kinase activity. Lineage: Eukaryota; Fungi; Glomeromycota; Glomeromycetes; Glomerales; Glomeraceae. Gene Ontology annotation, biological process: protein phosphorylation; signal transduction. Gene Ontology annotation, cellular component: cytoplasm.